AUAUAGGAAUCCCGUUGGAAUCCCCUGCCUAUAAAGGAAAAGAUCCUCGUCUCGACUCGCUAUGAUUUUGCCUUUUGAAAGAUCAUUCCUCUCAGCUCCAAGCUAGAGCUCUAAGCUCAAUUGGUUCUCUUCUAACUAGUUAUAGCAAGAGACCUCGAGAGGUUUGUGUUCUUUGAUCAAUAGUGUUUUUACCACCAAUUGGCGACCAUGGAUGAGCACAAGAUUGACGAGCAGCAACAAGCUGGGCAGCUGGAGAGCUACCAGAACAGAUCAGGGGAGAGCCGCGGAGGCGUGGAACAGUCCUUGUCCCGGAUCGUGUCGGGUUCGUCGGAGCGAUACAUCGUGCAGCCGGGCUCCAUCAAUGUGCACAGCAUGCAGGAGGUGCAGCGAGCGCCGCGCAAGAGCGCGUUCCGGAAAUUGUCUUCGGCGUCCAGGGAGACGCUCUUCCCGGACGAUCCCUUCCGCCACUUCAAGAACCAGCCACCCGUCACCAAGCUCGCCAUGGCUGCCCAGUACGUCUUCCCCAUCCUCGAGUGGCUGCCCAAGUACAAGCAAGCCUACUUCAAGAGCGAUCUCAUCGCCGGGAUCACCAUCGCCAGCCUCUCCAUCCCACAAGGAAUCGCGUACGCAAGGCUCGCGGGUCUGCCUGCAGUGCUGGGGCUAUACACUUGCGUCGUCCCGCCCGUGAUCUACGCACUCUUCGGGAGCUCCAAGGAUGUGGCCAUGGGUCCCGAGGCGGUGUUCGCGCUGCUGCUGGGAAGCCUGGUGCGAUCGGAGCUGGGCGCUCACAACGAGAGCGUCGAGGACCAUCUCCGCCUCGCCUUCAUGGCCGUCUUCUUUGCCGGCUUGUUCCAGGCGAUGCUCGGCUUCUUCAGGCUGGGCUUUGUCAUCGAUUUCCUCUCCCACGCCACCACCGUGGGCUUCAUGUCGGGGGCGUCGCUGGUGGUGGCGCUCCAGCAGUUCAAAGGCAUUCUCGGGCUCACGCACUUCACCAGGAAGUCUGAUAUCGUCUCGGUCGUGCACUCCAUCUUCCAGCACCCCUCCCAGUGGAACUGGAGGACCAUCGUGUUUGGCGUCUUCUUCAUCUCGCUGCUGACGACGGCCAGAGUGAUUAGCAAGCGAAAAAAGCGUCUGUUUUGGGUGUCGGCAGUGGCCCCCGUUACAUCCGUCGCCCUCUCCACGCUCAUCGUCUUCCUCACGCGGGCCGACCACCACAACGUUGGCAUCGUCGGGAACUUGAGGAAGGGAUUGAAUCCGCCAUCUCUACGCUACUUGUCCUUCCACGGCCCAUUCCUCGUCAAAUCUGUCAAGAUUGGGAUGGUGCUUGGCCUCGUGGGACUCAUGCAAGUCAUCCUGGUGGGCCGAACGUUUGCGUCGCUUAAAAACUACCACAUUGAUGGGAACAAGGAGAUGAUCGCCAGCGGCAUGAUCAACUUGAUUGGCUCCUGCUUGUCGUGCAUGGGAUCAUCUGCGGCGAUGUCCCGGACCGCAGUGAACCACAACGCCGGCUGCAAGACACCGGUUUCUAGCAUUGUCAUGUCGGCUCUAGUCAUGGUGACCCUUGUGGCACUCACGCCGCUCUUCCACUACACUCCCAACGUUAUACUCUCGGUCAUCAUCUUCUGCGCGCUCGUGGGCUUGAUCGAUCCGGUCGCAGCUUACGAGAUAUGGAAGGUGGACAAGAUCGACUUCCUGGCGUGCAUGGGAGCAUUCUUCGGUGUUAUCUUCCAUUCCAUCCCUCUGGGACUUUCGGUGGCGGUUGGCAUCUCUGUGCUCAAGGUACUGCUGCACGUCACCAGGCCUCAUGCUGCGAUCCUGGGAAAGAUUCCGGGGACGAGCAUCUAUCGGAGUAUCGAGCAGUAUCCACAGGCCAUUCGAGUACCGGGGAUCUUGGUCGUCCGCAUCGAAGCCGCGAUUUACUUCUCCAAUGCCAAUUACGUCAGAGAAAGGAUCAUAAGAUGGAUAGAGCAGGAGACGAAUCUCGCAAAGGCCUCGCCUCUCAGAUUUCUCGUAAUCGAUCUCUCUCCUGUCAUGAGCAUCGACACGUCGGGAAUCCACGCCUUUGUGGAGAUCCACAGGGCGCUCAAGGCGUCAGACAUUCAGCUAGUUCUAGCGAAUCCUGGAGCCGAAGUGAUUGAGAGGCUGCACAGGGGUGGCUUUGUCGAUAUCUUGGGACAGCGGUGGAUCUCCUUGACUGUGGACGACGCGGUUCACUACUGCUCCAUGCAGCUCCCACGAGACAAUAACGUAGACAACCACGAGGACGUCAGCGAGUGCGAUGUUAUCGUCCAGAUCAUACCAAAGUUUGGCCUGUGAUCUCCUUUCGCCUGUACACUACUUAACACCCAAUAACUUAUUCGCUGUAUAUUCCUUGCCCGAUCUAUACAGAAGAGAGAGUUUCGUG
Selaginella moellendorffii is the source of this 2404-nucleotide messenger RNA. RefSeq names its product probable sulfate transporter 3.3. The transcript is spliced from 13 exons. Gene Ontology annotation, biological process: transmembrane transport. The record is from RefSeq and is a predicted model, not a curated record. Gene Ontology annotation, cellular component: membrane. The coding region runs from base 208 to 2316 and encodes 702 amino acids. NCBI's taxonomy places the organism in Eukaryota, Viridiplantae, Streptophyta, Lycopodiopsida, Selaginellales, Selaginellaceae.